Molecule: messenger RNA, 1905 nt
Organism: Arctia plantaginis
Lineage: Eukaryota; Metazoa; Arthropoda; Insecta; Lepidoptera; Erebidae
Source: the annotation of a GenBank genome assembly
AUGACAGCGCCGCCUGCAAUUAGUCCCAAACUCUGCAACAGACUGAAACGUUAUCUACAUACUGGAAAUGAACUCCCUAAGUAUUACCCUGGAUGUUGGACAUCUCAUAAGUAUUUUGAAGCCGAUAGAUUGCCCGUAAUUGAUGAGAUUCUCCGUGGUGGUGUUAGUAAUGUUGAAGUAGUCAACAUUAUUGUGCAGGCUGGUAAAGAUGGUUGGUACACUCGCUUUGAGACUAUAGCCUUUGCACUGGCUAAAUGUCUCAUGGUGGGCAAUACUGUUGUCAAAGAAGCAGCAUACAAAGCAGCGGUUGAAAUAUGUGUCACUCCUGAACAGAUGAUGCUUUUUCACAAGUUCACAAGGCUAUUAAAAACAGGAAAUGGCCGAGGAUGGUGUAAGAGUGUCAAGGACUGGUACACAUCAAAAGAUCCGAUGGAACUUGCCAAGGAGAUGACUAGAGUACGGGCGCGUCAUGGACGCUCGCAUAAAACUCUUCUACGCAAAUCUCAUAUGAAAAUACCCGAAAACGAUUAUGCUCGGGACGCAGUCGUGAAGUAUGCCAUCUUUGGACUUAAACGUGCGAAACAGAUUCUAGGUGACAAACCAGAAUGCAAGGAGAUAUUUGAGCACAUUUCGAAGGUGGAAGAUAUACGACAUUGUGAGGAUCCCGUAGCUGCCGCUGCUCUUGUGACUGCUAAUCAGUUUACUCUUGACCAUGUGCCUGGGCACUUGUUGACAUCACAAACUGUAUGGACUGCAGUACUACCACAGUUAACCUUAGAAGAACUGCUGUUCCACAUUCAGCGCAUCCACAACAUGGGCUUUUUGACCAAUGACUCGCCAACCACUGCAGUACUGGUGUCCCUGCUCAGUAACCAAGACGUCAUCAAGAAGUCAAAGGUUACCCCGCUUGCAGUCUACAUUGCAAUGUGCAACUAUAAGAAAAAGACCAAGCCAAUGAAAUUCGAGAAAGCUAAAGUGGUCGCAGAAAAGGAGCAGAGACGUCGCACGCGCCAGAUUUUUGACAACAAAAAUGACCAAUGGGUGUGGAUUACCAAUAGGCGACACCCAAAAGAAAUCAAAAACUGGGGAAUUGAUCUACCGCCUAAUCCCGCCGUGCUGGCAGCUCUAAACAAUCUGAUUGAUCAAACUUGGCUUCUGACUCCACCUACUAACGCACGUUACUUGAUUACUAUGGACAUGAGACACCAUAUGUUUAAAGGUCGUCAUUUCUGCAAGAAUUUUGUUGUGGCAAAAAAGAGUAAGAAAACCGCUACAAAGACCACUCCUAGCGGCGGCGGCGACGCUGAUACUGAAAAGAAGAGCAGGAAGCAUCUUUUGGCUGAAUGUUUCUACAACAAGAACGUUACACCUGGACAUGCAGCUAUAAUCCUGGCCCUACAAAUUUUGAAAAGGGAAAAGCAGGUUAGCUUAGCGGUGUUUACCGAAGAAGGUGUGCAGCUCGUCUCUAUCGAACCUAACUUUAGCAACAUCGAAGAAGCCGAAUUCGUUCUGCGGAAAGCAAACUUGGGCCGCGUACAACUGGACGCCCCUAUACAGAUGGCCAUGAAAGCUUCUCUGAAGUUCGACGUGUUCAUUGACAUGGUGGACCGCAGCACUCGCUACAUGGAGCUGGACAAGAACGCGCGCGCCGGGCGCGGGCUGGGCGGGCGCUACGGGCCGCCGCCCGCGGCUCAGGUCGACGUCUCCGACCACUGCCCCGUGCGGGCGCUCUACGCCUACCGGAAACAAAGCGGGAUAAAGGAUGCCAAAUUGAUCGUCAUGAAUCUUGCUUCUCAUCGCGUCGGAACCACUAAUGGCCAUCACGAGGGAGUGCUCGAUAUAAUCGGAAUCGACGAGUACGUGCCUAAAGUUAUGGAUGCGUUCGUACUCGGCCAAUUUAAGUGA